Phytophthora nicotianae INRA-310 is the source of this 1374-nucleotide messenger RNA. RefSeq lists its product as hypothetical. The coding region runs from base 385 to 1095 and encodes 236 amino acids. The transcript is spliced from 2 exons. Lineage: Eukaryota; Oomycota; Peronosporomycetes; Peronosporales; Peronosporaceae. The record is from RefSeq and is a predicted model, not a curated record.
CUGCAUUUCGACUUUGGACAAACAUGAGCAGAGAUCAUCGUUCGUCACCUUCUCCAUAAUCUGUUCCGUACUCCUGAUUAACCUCUUCUUCCACCCAUUUAUGCAGGCGCCAAGGACCGCAGUGAGCGCAAGCACACUAGAAAGUCUCCGAGUCGCAAAUCGAGCCGCAGAGACAACGAGAGCUCGUCCCGACACAAGUCAAAACUGCCCAAGGGAGCAAAAAAGAUAACAGAAGAGGACUAUUUUCUGCUCCAGAAGGAGUUCCGAGUUUGGCUGGCGCAAACAAAGUGCGUGGUCAUUUUGUCUGGACCAAAUUUCACCGUAGUAGUAACACUAUUUGUGAUCAGGAACAAAUAUGUCGACGAUCUGUCGACGGACGAGGCCAUGGAUCUGUUCACGGACGAGUUUGCCAGGAAGUGGAACCGCGGCAAGUUAUCCAAAAUGUUCUAUGAAGGGCUCCCCGAUGCUGUAGUAGAGCAAACCAAGCGGACGCGUCAUCAAUGGGGGUUUGUAGCCAAACUGGGAGAGAAGGAGAAGUUUGAGCUGGCGACAGCCAAAGAUUCGGUGGAUGUAGCCACAAAGAAGAAAAACCUGUUGACAUCAGAUGACAAAGUGAAGGGACCAAAAAAAGAGGACGACACAAACUGGACCAAACGUCGGUUCAAAGAGGAUGAAGAUGACAGGGAAGAACACAGAAAGCGUCAAAAGUUGGAGCGCAAAAGAGAACGAGAAUACCGUGACGUAGUGAUGGAUGAACUGGCGCCAAAAGCGACGGGAAGAGAGGCGCAGAUUGACAAGAGACACCAGCUGGCGGACAAGCUGCAUGGCGCUGCGAGAGACCGAGAAGAAGCUCGGGACGGUCUUGAUCUAAGCGACGACUUCUUGAUGGGCGGACGUGGAGGGGAUGAGGAUCUGAAACGCCGCAUGGCUCAGCGAGACGUAGCGCGUCGACGCAAGCAAGAAGAGCAGCAGGAAAAACUAGCGGGUCUGAAGGCGAAGGAAUCGGCACGUAUGGACAAGUUCCUGGAGGAUAUGGGCCUCGCUGGACCAAACGCUAAUGGUGGCAAGCGCAUGACUAUUGCCCCACGUCGAUAGAGUAUAAGAAACCUCUCUGUAUGCUUUAGUGCAUCUUACUUCAAACAGGUUUUCUAUUUGUAACUGGUUAGCCCCAAAUCGGCUCGAGGUAUUGAUGAGGGAUUAAUAGAGAGUCGUGGGGUUGGUGUAUCAGUGUCGGACGUAUUUCCAGUCAGGACAUAUUCCCUGUCACUCAUUUUGGAUAUAAUUCCAAGCCAAAAUGCAAGAACUGUCUAUAGAAUAUGUGGCCAAUGGAGUGAUUCCCGCAGCAAGUUUGGAAUCAUAGAAAAAGACACCAGU